AAGGGAAAUAUGGCGUGAAAGAUUUGACUCAGAAGAUGGAAACAUGCCCUGAAAACUUUGGAGUAAACAUUAAAGAAGAGAUAGUUGAUGCUCCUCCUCCGGUAGUGAUAAAGCCUGAACCUUGUAGUCCUGAACAAUGUUCACGUGUUCACCCCCCUGCUACCUCAACCACUCUCCCUGAGACUCAGAACUCAUCUCGACCUGUUGGCAGGUUCAAUCCUUCUAAAGUAGCCAGGAACUUGAACAAGACUGUCGAUCUAACCAGCUAUCAGUAUGGACUGUACUCGUUCUUUGCAGAGGGGAAUGAUACUAGAGAGUUUGAUGCACCCCACUUUGACCCGCACUAUGGGGAGACAGACAUGAAGGAUCCGGGCCUGCUGGCACGAGCUAAGAGAUAUUUUGAAAGUUUGAGACAAGAGCAGUGUGAGGAUAUGGAUGAGUUCCACAUGAGAGAGCAGAGCACCAGUUCAACGCGAGAACAUCGUCCCAUGUACCAACGCAAGAGAAAGAAAAUGCAAAGUCUUGUGGUUCUUGUGCCGAAGAUCCGGAUAAGUCACAACAUCCAGGAGUUUCUGAGAAAAAGGUAUCCUCCCGACAGUAAUCGAGCUGCCAGAUGGGCCGCCAGAAAAAAGUGUAGAAGUACAAGUCCCGAUGCUACCCUGCAGGAGGAGAAGCUCCAAGAAUUCAUGACUCAGUUUCAGUCUGGUACCUCGCACGGGAUAUCACGACCAUACUCACAAUCCUCGGUGCUUUGA
Molecule: messenger RNA, 755 nt
Organism: Bolinopsis microptera
Lineage: Eukaryota; Metazoa; Ctenophora; Tentaculata; Lobata; Bolinopsidae
Exons: 3
Coding region: 36-755 (239 amino acids)
Source: RefSeq, a predicted model, not a curated record